AUGUCAGACACGAAUCAUAGCCAGUCAAUCACCCAAGGCACGUCCACCAUCCCAUAUCCAUUCCAAUGGGAAUGCAGAGAAACGGACAAGUACAAUUACUAUACUGAACAUUCAAAAGAUCGGCUAUCAUGUGAAAGAGAUACAUCUGAAAGUAGUGCGCUUGGAAGGGCUAGAAAAGGAUUAAAUUUACUUACCAGUCCUCAUCCGGAUUAUCUAAAAGAUUCAACCGAAACUGCCAUGGUAUUCUCUGAAAUCACUUUAAGUAAUGAACAAACUCGUGUCACUGAUGAUCCAUUGGAACGAACUUUACUGAAUAUGACAAGAUAUUUCAUAUGGGAUAAAACACCAAUAUUACAUACGGAUGACUGUAGUUGGCCAGGAUGUAAAGGUUGGAUGGGUACCGAACCGAAACUUCCAAAAACUCUCGAAGAUGGGACGAUCGAAGGUGAAGAUCCGGGCGCCUUUGUUGAAGAUCCAUUCAAUUUUUUUAGAAUCUGUAAUAAAGAUGGUGGAUUAUCAGAUUGUUUGAUCACUCUGGACCAGUUGAAAUCAGAACAUUCGGAUGUUUACAGAGAUAUAUUAACAAGAUGGGAUGGUUCGAAAGACAGCCGGGUUGAUAGCCGCCUUCAUGUCUUGAGACCUUUCAAAGAAUCUUUUCAUCUUCGUGGUUGGCCUCGCAAGACGGUUGGUGAUGUCAACAAAACAGUGUGGUAUAUAAAGAAAAAUCUAGAUUUUCCUCCUAUGUCCACGAGCACUGCUCGAUGGUUCGCAGGGUCCCACGCUGGCGUAGAAUCCAGUAAUGAUCAGGUGAGGGAGUUCUGGUCAGUACAUGGCCGGGUUCCCGAUCAUGAGGCGGAUGAUUAG
Kwoniella botswanensis is the source of this 864-nucleotide messenger RNA. RefSeq lists its product as uncharacterized. The record is from RefSeq and is a predicted model, not a curated record. The transcript has a single exon. The coding region runs from base 1 to 864 and encodes 287 amino acids. NCBI's taxonomy places the organism in Eukaryota, Fungi, Basidiomycota, Tremellomycetes, Tremellales, Cryptococcaceae.